GGGUGGUUGUUCACUUGCUCUCUAUACGAGACUUGGCUGACGCCAGAAGGUACUGAUGGGACCGUAUGAAUUAUUCGACAAUCACGGGUCAGGCAGGCCUCGAGUCCAGCAGUCGGAAGAGACAGCGCCUUUCUUAUGAUGUGUCAUCCAGCGAUGCUGAAAGCGAGUCCUUGGCGGAUCCGGCCUCACCAGACAUUCGGUCAUAUCAACCGCUUUACGAUGAGGUGGACCUCGAAGUUGCUUUGCGACAGCGCCUUUUGGCAACUAUUGAGGGGCGUAUUCAAUGGGCUACCCUCUUACUGAACUCUUUGGAGAGCCAGAAAGAGACCGAGGUGUCCACACCAGCAACGGAGGUCGAUGAAUUCCAGGAAGCCGCACUCGAUGCCCUCGACGCCCUGGAGGCACCCUCAUCCAUCAUAUUCGACACAGCUGCUCCGGAAGAACCAGAAAUGACCCCUCGUUCAUUCUCUCCCUUAGUCUCUGUGCCGCCGCCGCCGCCGCCUCAGCGAGUUUCGAAAACGCGAGCAUCUCGCGUCCCGAAGCUCUCGCAACCCAAGAAACUACUCUACAUUCGCUUGGCCCCCGACGGCCCAGAAGCGAAUCAGUUAGCGAUCCUUGCGUGCCCAACCUGUUCUCGCACACAAUUCACAACCCUUCAAGGCCUUCUCAAUCAUGCGCGCUUGGCACAUGGUAUAGAAUGGGCUAGUCAUGAUGUGUGUAUAACAGCAUGCGCUCUCCCCGUUACCCCCGACGACGACGUUUGGAAGACGUAUCAACAAGAAGGUGUAGAGGUACCUUGGGGUGGUAACGUGGUCGGGCUUAGGAGGCUCUUCGAACGUGCAGUGGGCGUCGAGGGGCAUUUCAUCUCACCACCCGACGCCGAUCAGCAACAGUUCACUUCGCAAGAUGCGGCCGUAAUACCCAGUACCCUUCUCUCUCGUACUCUGGGCCUUCACGCUGACUCCCCAUCGCUUGCGCCAUUCCUCGGUAGAGCGCCAAAGAGACGAUGUAUUCACGUUCACAAUGAAGCACAAGACGUAGAUAUAACCAGUAUCGAUGAGCAUCCUCAUCGACAAGUUACCAUGCCACACAUUAGUACAGAACGACAACGGCCACAGUUCCGUAUGACCUAUCCCCACCGAAGUGCAGCACGGCCAGAACUCGACCUUGCUAUUGACUUAGAGACAAAGGUAGCAGCUGAGACCGAAAAUACAGGCGCUGCCGGUCUUUUGCCUAAUACCUUAGCGUCUCGUUUUCACAUCACGGCCCGCGUCCGUGUUGAAGACCGUAGCCUUUACCUUACUAAGGACCGUCAGACAAAGCUUAAUUCUCCACACCAGUAUCGAUGGAUGAUUGCGGUGACAGCUCCUUCAUAUGCUUUGCCCUUAGCCUCCUACUUGACUCGUGUUACUGUCUUUCCACCUGUCGCUGUAUCUCCAGUGCCGCUAACUGUAGAUAAGCAACCCUUUGCGGUCAUUGGCACCGCGGACGAUCCCUUCUUAGCUAAGGUAUUCUUGGAAUGGAUCGGGGGUGGGAGAUUGGAGAUUGAACACUGGGUCGAUCUUGAUCCAUCCAAGUCUUCCACCUCAGUCUUGGGUUCUGACGAGAUGAUUGAUGUCGAAGUUGACCGCAACGUCACUCUUCUCCCUGUGUCCAGCGGAGCUCUGCCACCAUUACCCUCACUCGAUCGGCAGCUCAGUCCUGAUUCAUUUAUAGCACCUCCUGACCUGUCUGGAAGCCGAGCUAGCGUUGGCCCGAGUGAAUACCCCCAUGAACAGAUCCUGAGGUCCUUACUCCCAAGGGCACCGAUGACUGCGAAAGAUGUGAAACCGAGGAGCAACAUUCGUGUACCUUACAAACUAGUACCAAGCCCAGGCCACCUUUUGGCUCUCUUACCGGGGAAGCGGAAAGCCAUCGAGUGGGCACGGGCGCGUACACUGCAUGACCUUUACAUGGAACAUGCUGCCUCAACUUCAUCUCCACAUAUCCCACUAACUGUUGGUGAUGUGUACGCCUGGCUGGAAGAUACGCCCCUCUUUCCGAGGCCAACUUCCUUGGCGGUACCGAUCGAGGUGAAAAAGAAGGCGAAAGAGAAGGAGAAGGAAGGAACACCAAUGGCUGGCGACCUUCCAUGUCCUGUCUGUGGUAUCAAACAGCGGUUGCACCCGGAGUAUGAGGUCAAGCCUGAAGAGGACGCUCGCGGCUGGACAUGUGCAGUCGUUCCCCGCCGUGAUCAAGAGCGGCUCGAAAAACCUCCCCUGGUCGAUUUAAGUGCGGCCUUUGCACCUCGAGAUGAACUCGAGCAGGCCAUUUAUGGUCCGCCGUCACCUGCCGGCAAUGAGAAUGCAGAGCAGAGCAACAGUGUUGCUCUACAUACGUUACCUGCUUUCCGGUAUUCGCCACGCGAUAUAAUAACUCUCUCACCCCCCGAGCUCAUUCUGGCUGUUCAAAAAAGUGUCGGAGAGAUUCGUCUUUCACACUUUCCAUGCGAAUCUUCCAACCGAGGUUUCCUGGCGUCGAAAGAAGUCGUGGAGCAAAAUCUCGCCCCAUCGGCUUUAUUGUCAGCAGUACUGAAACCCUUCAUAUCCGCUCUUAUUCGUCCCGCUCUGGAAGUCGCAAAGCGCGAUCUACUCGUCGUGACCAGUAGCAACGCUCCUACAACCAAGGGUAAAGGCAGUCGACCACCUAGGCCGAAAAAGGUGCCGUUUGUGCUGACACCAAGUCAUAUCUUACGGGGAGUGCAAUCGGGUUUUACACCGCCUCGGGCAGGUGCAGACGCGCAGGCUAUGCGGGACAUCACGACAAAACAAGCUUUGGCAUUGUGUCUUGCUCGACUUGGUUUAUCCCCAUGACUUUGGGCGCCAGAGGAGUCUUGGACGAAAAUCCCCUGAUACUGAAGGAGUCACAGAACUGACACCGGUGAAAGAAGAACCCAAGUAACUGUAACCCCGCGAACCCCUCCGCACAUACCGAUAGUAACCGUUCUCCGCAUUGCGGCGUUCGGUCCACGACAUCCCAGUCUGCGGGGCUACCUUUCAUUCCAUCAGAAGGCUGACGAAACCGACUUGAAGCGGGGAAUCACAUGCCGCACCCACCCCGAAUUGCAAGUUUCCUCCCUCCGCGGACCGCAUAACAGGGGCAUGGGUAAUACUUUCUGCAUCACAUGUACAUCCAUGCCAUGCAAGCUGGAUAAACCAAAGAGGAGUUCAAGUUUUGCCUUCGCCGUAUUCGCGGAUAAAUACGCGUGUUAGCCCUACUGUCGAGUCCAUUGUAGAAGUACAUAUAUCAAGUACUCAGGUCUGUGGUUCGAGACAAAUUGACAAUUGACUUGGUGACUGAAUCAUGAUGCU
Molecule: messenger RNA, 3350 nt
Organism: Pisolithus orientalis
Lineage: Eukaryota; Fungi; Basidiomycota; Agaricomycetes; Boletales; Pisolithaceae
Exons: 8
Coding region: 66-2852 (928 amino acids)
Biological process (GO): regulation of DNA-templated transcription
Source: RefSeq, a predicted model, not a curated record